GAGAAGAGACUAGGAAAGUUGUAAGAUGCUUAGAACAGAAAGAAGGCGGGUCGUGUUGUGCCGAAACUCUUCCACAAAACACAGCUGCUGGGUGCGUCGGCCGGCGUCGAGAGAGAAAGCAGAGGCGCAGUUACGGGGAGAGAGCAGCCGGGCGGAAGAUAUAGGGUUUACACUACACUCAUUCCAACGGACCACCAUCCCUCGCGACCUUUCAUUCACCCGCCCACCCACUCUCCUUUCUCCUCCUCAAACUGGUAAUAUCAAUUUUUUUUUCUUUUUGGUAAUUUAUUUGGUUUGUGCUCUGUCGGUACUCGCCUCCCUUUUCUUCUUUUUGUAUAUUCUCCACCGUAGCCCUUCUUUCUCAAUUUGUUUGAUUCGAACUUUUUGUUAUCUGCAAAUUGUGAUUGAUUUGGUGGUUCGGUAUUCAGUGAGUUUAUGCCACUAUUUAAAUCAUGUUACUAGUUUCCUGUCUUUGAUCAAGAAGCAAAAUUUGGAAAUGGGCUCAAAUUGUUAAAAUGUGAAAUUAAUUCUGGGUUAUUUUCUAGUGUGCAACGUUAUGAACCCAACAUUGCUAUCCAGCUUUUUUGGUUUUGUUACAACUGGGGUUUGGUUCUAUUUGUUUGUAUGGCAAACCGAAGAACAGAUCUUUUUAUUCUGUUAACAACUGAAGUGCAGCACAUACUACCCUUUAUUUCUGAUUGGCAAGUUUGCAAUUAAACAAUGGUCAGAGGCCCUGCAACUACUCUUUUAAGGAUUUCCUCUUCAAGAAAAUGUGCCUCCCGGUUUAGGAUUUUUACAGGGAACCGAUUGAUACAGUCUGGUGGACAAUAUGUUGAUCAUAAAAUUCUCCAAAGUAAUCCAGUGCGUCCUUUCUCAAGCAUUGAGAACCAAGUCCGGUUUAGAAUGCUUUCUCAGAGCUCAAUGUUUGGAGUUUUUAGUAGUUUCAAUGUGAGACGAAUCACAUUUGUUCAGGAGCACAAGGAAGAUAAUGAAAAGGGUGAUAGUGUAAGCAGUUCAAAUGUGGUAGAAGUUGGGGGGUGCGAUGCAGAUGUUGGAAAAAAUGUUUGCUUUGAGAACGAUACUUGUGAUUUGAUGAUGGUUCCUGGUGGGGAUGAAUGCAUUGGGGACGGCAUUCAUGGUUCCAUUGUGGAUGAUUCGAAAAAUGGUGAUAAUGACCUAAGGUCAUUGAAACUGAGGAGCUAUGAGAACAUCAGAUCAUGUGAUCCUGUUGAACUAUAUCGUGAGCUUCGUAGUGUUGAAAUGGAUGGUGCAAAGGUAGAACGUUCUGAAUGGUUAACCCUUCAAGAGAUAUUUAGCUACUUUAUUACAUCUGGUUGGGCUAGCAAUCAGGCUCUUGGUAUUUACAUUGGCAUGUCAUUUUUUCCGACGGCUGUACAUAAGUUCCGAAGCUUUUUCUUUAAGAAAUGUUCUACUGACGUCGUCAAAUAUUUGGUGUUCCUUGGUCCUUCGGAUGAUGCAGUCAAAUUCCUUUUUCCAAUAUUUGUUGAAUAUUGUUUAGAAGAGUUUCCAGAUGAGAUUAGGCGGUUUCAAAGUAUGGUUGCUUCUGCUGAUCUUACUAAGCCACACACCUGGUUUCCAUUUGCACGAGCAAUGAAGCGUAAAAUUAUAUAUCAUUGUGGUCCAACUAAUAGCGGUAAAACUUACAAUGCUUUGCAAAGGUUUAUGGAAGCAAAGAAAGGGAUUUAUUGCAGUCCUCUUAGGUUAUUGGCCAUGGAAGUAUUUGAUAAGGUGAAUGCUCAUGGUGUUUAUUGCAGCCUUUUCACUGGUCAAGAAAAGAAGCAUGUACCAUUUUCUAAUCAUAGCGCCUGUACUGUUGAAAUGUUGUCAACAGAAGAGUUGUAUGAGGUUGCUGUCGUUGAUGAGAUUCAAAUGAUGUCAGAUCCUUAUAGAGGAUAUGCCUGGACAAGGGCCUUUCUUGGAUUGAAAGCUGAUGAGAUCCACUUAUGCGGUGAUCCUAGUGUUCUAAAUGUUGUUCGAAAGAUCUGUUCUGAAACUGGGGAUGAGUUGCAUGAACGACGCUAUGAGAGAUUUAAGCCAUUGGUUGUUGAAGCUAAAACACUUUUAGGUGAUCUUAAAAAUGUUAGAUCUGGUGAUUGUAUUGUUGCCUUUUCAAGAAGGGAGAUAUUUGAGGUUAAGUUGGCUAUUGAGAAACUCACCAAACAUCGAUGCUGUGUUAUUUAUGGAGCUCUACCACCGGAGACUCGUAGACAUCAAGCAAAUUUGUUUAACGAUCAAGAUAAUGAAUUUGAUGUGCUUGUCGCUAGUGAUGCGGUGGGAAUGGGUCUAAAUCUUAAUAUUAGGAGAGUCGUGUUUUACAACCUUGCAAAGUACAAUGGGGACAAGAUGGUGCCUGUUCCUGCUUCACAAGUUAAACAGAUUGCUGGAAGAGCAGGGCGCAGAGGAAGUUGCUAUCCAGAUGGGCUUACGACCACAUUAAAUUUUGAUGAUCUUGGUUACUUGAUUGAAUGUUUGAAACAACCAUUCGAUGAUGUUAAGAAAAUCGGUCUCUUUCCUUUCUUUGAACAACUUGAGCUAUUUGCAGGGCAAGUCUCUAAUGUUACAUUCUGCCAAAUAUUAGAAAAAUUUAGUGAAAAUUGUCGCCUAGAUGGUUCUUACUUUUUGUGUCGGCAUGACCAUAUAAAGAAAGUUGCAAACAUGUUAGAGAAGGUCCAAGGAUUAUCUCUAGAAGAUCGUUUUAACUUUUGUUUUGCCCCUGUUAAUGUUAGAGAUCCCAAGGCAAUGUACCAUCUUUUGAGGUUUGCUUCAUUGUAUAGUCAAAAUAUUCCUGUGAACACUGCAAUGGGCAUGCCAAAGGGUUCUGCUCGAAAUGAUACGGAGCUACUGGAUCUUGAAACGAAGCAUCAAGUAUUGUCGAUGUAUCUUUGGCUGUCACAGCACUUCAAGGAAGAAAAUUUUCCUCAUGUCAAGAAGGUCGAGGCGAUGGCAAAGGAUAUUGCUGACUUAUUAGGUCAAUCUUUGACGAAAGCUAAUUGGAAACCAGAAUCAAGGCAAGCUGGGAAACCUAAGCCUCAGGACAAAGAAGGCCAUGAGAAGCCAAGGUCUCCCGUGAGAGUGUAUGAGAAACAAGCUAUUUAAAUUUAAGGAUGGAGGCCGUACUGUGAUAGGAAGAUGUUGCAGAUUUGGUUUAGAAAGGCAAAGGAGCGGCUAGUCUCGUCCUCACUUACUCUGGGCUCCUCUCCAACCCGUGUUGCAGAAGUUUUCCUACACAAAAUGCUCUGCAAUGGAUCACAAUGUAGGAGGUGUCUGAUUAUUCGAGUUCCGACAUUUGUAGAAUGAUGUAGAAUGAGUUGAAAGGUAGCACUUUUAUACAUGAUCGUAGUCUCGAGAUGAUUUCUAUUUCGAUAUCGGAAAAAAAUUGAUUCCUUUGGCUUUGACGCUUGCAAUUAACUGCAUUGAGGCCCCUGUCGUGAAAUGCCCGUGUUACCUCAGAUGGUAGAGUUUGUAGUACCCAGAGCACGGGAAUGAUCUUGUAGUUGAGAAAGGGAAAGGGCAGAGACAAUUUAACAACAUAGAAGCUUUGCAACAAUAGAUGGAAGCCAUAAAACAAAACUGAUAGUAGAAACAUACUUGAAUUCUACUCAACAAUAGUCUAGUUUUAUUAUUUCAAA
Benincasa hispida (wax gourd) is the source of this 3650-nucleotide messenger RNA. The record is from RefSeq and is a predicted model, not a curated record. NCBI's taxonomy places the organism in Eukaryota, Viridiplantae, Streptophyta, Magnoliopsida, Cucurbitales, Cucurbitaceae.